AUGGAGUACCGAGGGAACAAGGAGAAUGACUGCACCCUGAGAAUCACAGACCUGAAAUGGAAACUGCAGGUGGAGAAUGGACAACAUCUAGAUGAGAGCACCUCCCCCCAGUACAAAGACCCAGUCUCCAGUAACUAUGAAGACAGUUACUCCUGUGCUGUAAAAGGCCAUGAGGAUCUCCACUCUCCUGCAGUGUGUGUCCCGGGUCAGCGCUGCAACAGAGUGACUUACACCAAGAGGACAAUCUGUGCCUUGAAGGGGUCAACAGUGAACAUAUCCUGUACUUAUGUUAGCUAUUAUUACACCAAAUCAUCAUUCUGGUUUAGAAGUGAUAAGUCGACCCCUGAAGACCUAACCACAGACCCAGGGUAUGCAGGUCGUGUGGAGUAUGCUGGAACAUACAAAGAUCCCUUCACCCUGAGAAUCACAGAUCUGAGAGAGGAGGACUCAGCUGAGUACCGCUUCACUUUUAAAAUGUACUACUUUGAAUGGGGUCCUAGUUUCCCAGGAACAACUCUGUCUGUCACAGGUCUGCAGGUGAAGGUGACUCCUGCUGCAGAGGGACAGAAGACACUGACCUGUAGCACCACCUGUACUCUGACUGACAACCCCACCUACAUCUGGUACAAGAACGGACAACGUCUACAUGGAGAGAGGUCGCUCCACCCUGAGAAUCACAAAUCUGAGAGAAAGGACUCAGCUGAGUACAAGUUCAUAUUUAACACACAGACCUCAAGAUGGGGAUACAGCUUCCCUGGAACAACUCUGACUGUCACAGACCUGCAGGUGAAGGUGACUCCUGCCACAGAGGCAGGGAAGAGGACACUGACCUGUAGCACCACCUGUACUCUGACUGACAACCCAACCUACAUCUGGUACAAGAACGGACACAAAGUAAAGGAGGACACUUCCAGCCUGUACUCAGACUACUUUAGUGAUGCAGACAGUUACUCCUGUGCUGUAAAAGGCCAUGAGGAUCUCCACUCUCCUGCAGUGUGUCAGAAGUGUUGGAGUGUGACUUACACCCAUCAGAAGAUCUGUGCUUUAAAGGGGUCAACAGUGAACAUAUCCUGCUCUUACACAUAUCCCAGUUAUCAUGAGAUCAUAACAGCUUUCUGGUUUACUAAAUGGUCUGGUAAGGAUCCUGAAGAUCUGAGCUCAGCUCCAGGGUAUGAGGGUCAUAUAGAGUACCUUGGGGAUAAGGAGAGUGACUGUACCCUGAGAAUCACAGACCUGAGAUUGAGUGACUCUGCUGGGUACAGGUUCAGAUUCAUAACAUCUGGAGAAAAGUUUCAUGGCUCACCUGUCUCCCUGACUGUCACAGAUGUUGUGUUGGAGAUGGAUCCUACAUCUGUGUCAGAGAGGGAGAAUGUCACACUGACAUGUAGAACCAAAUGUACACUGGACCCCAUCACAGCCUACAGUUGGUAUAAGAAUGGACAGCCUUUACCAAACAGCAACACCUCCUCUCCUGUCUAUAUCCUAUUCUCAGUCAGCAGUGAGGAUACAGGCAGAUACUCCUGUGCUGUAGAAGGCCAUGAGGAUCUCCCCUCUGCUGAAGAGACUCUCACUGUCAGAUAUGGUCCAAGGAACACCUCAGUGUCAGUCAGUCCCUCUGGUGAAAUAGUGGGGGGCAGUUCAGUGACUCUGACCUGCAGCAGUGAUGCCAACCCACCUGUGUACAAAUACACCUGGUACAAGAAGAACAUAACCUCACCAAAAGCAUCAGGACAGAGUUACAGUAUCACUAACAUCAGCUCUGAGGACAGAGGAGAAUAUUACUGUGAGGCUGAGAAUACAAUAGCAUCUAUGAACUCUACAGCUCUGAUGAUCAUUGUAGCAGGGAAACAAACAUCAGUUGUGACUGCAGCUGUAGGAAUCAUAGUGGUUGUUUUGGUUCUCAUCCUCUGUCUCUCUGGACUCAUGUGGUCCAGGAAGGUCUCCAAAUCCACCUCCAACACAAGAGACACAGCAGACGAUGGACAGGGAGACUCUAGUCCAGUGUAUGACAACAUCUCAGGCAUGACCAUGACCUCUACUGCAGCACAGACAGCAGCAUCGGACGACCAGGAUGAUGUUCACUAUGCCAGCGUCCACUUCUCUCGUUCCAAAAACCAGGAAGUGCCUCUGUACUCCACCGUCCAGCUGCAUCAACCACAGAAACAGGACCAAGAUGUCCAAUACGCUGCUGUGAAAUUCAACCUCCCCAGUUCUGUCACCCAGCCCACGGUGGAACAAGCAGCUGAGGAGGCCUCCUCUGUUCUUUACAGCACAGUCAACAAACCCAGAACCAAGAAGACCUGAACACAACAAACCCAGAACCAAGAAGACCUGAACACAACAAACCCAGAACCAAGAAGAACUGAACACAACAAACCCAGAACCAAGAAGACCUGAACACAACAAUCCCAGAACCAAGAAGAACUGAUAAUAACAAACCCAGAACCAAGAAGACCUGAACACAACAAACCCAGAACCAAGAAGAACUGAAAACAACAAACCCAGAACCAAGAAGACCUUGUAUAUCUGGACCCGUAUAUUCAAACUAGUGGUAUAAUUAAGCAAUAAGGUCAGAGGUGGUGUGGUAUAUUGGCCAAUAUACUGUACCACGGCUAAUGACUGUUCCUCUGCACAACACAAUGCAGAGUGCCUUGAUACAGCCCUUAGCCGUGGUAUAUUGACCAUAUACUACAAGCCCGAGGGCCUUAUUGCUAUUAUAAACUGGUUACCAACAUAAAUAGAAAGUAAACAAAUAUUUUUGUGUCAUACCAGUGUUCUAUUGUCUGAUAUACAGUACAUGAAAUGAAAUGCUUAUUCAGCCAAUCCAGGACACAAACUACCUGGUUUAUAAUAGUAUCUAAUAAUAUACAGUAUAUUCAGAAAGUAUUCAGACCCCUUGACUUUUUCCACAUUUUGUUACGUUACAGCCUUAUUCUAAAAUUAAUUAAAUAAUUUUUUCCCCCUCAUCAAUCUAUACACAAUACCCCAUAAUGACAAAGCAAAAACAGGUUUUUAGAAAGGUUUGCAAAUUGAUUAAAAAUACAAAAUUGAAGUAUCACAUUACGUAAGUAUUCAGACUCUUUUCUCAGUACUUUGUUAAAGCACCAUUGGCAGCGAGUCUUUCUUGGGUAUCAUGCUACCAGCUUAAACAUUUUUUAUACAGCAAGUACAUUUUGUUGUCUGUUACCCAAAUAAAUUACAUUAGUUUCUAUACACUUUAUAUAUAGUUUGCUAGAUUUUUUCAAAUAUUUGUUUAAAUGUUUCUAUGACAAAGUUACAGCACAAUUUUGCCACAUAAAACAGGAAGUAGUUCUGCUUGAUGCAAUGUUUCUUAUUACUUUUAUCAAAACAUUACUAAUGUGUGAAGUGUAAACAAAUCGUAAACAAAUCAUAAACAUGCCGCUGUAAUUCAGCGGCAACGCGCCGUAUAGUUCACAAUCCACUUUGUUCAGAGCAGCUGUGUGAUGCACAACAAUGCCAGCUUAUGGAAGUCACAUCACUUGAUUGUCAGAGGUAACAGAGUUAAUUUCUAGAUGGCUAGCUUUCGGUUUCACUGAACAACGUCUGCUUCAUGUAGCUAACAAGCCAGCUGAGAUAGCUAGUUCACUGAAUAACGUCUGCUUCAUGUAGCUAACAAGCCAGCUGAGAUAGCUACUUCACUGAACAACGUCUGCUUCAUGUAGCUAACAAGCCAGCUGAGAUAGCUACUUCACUGAACAACGUCUGCUUCAUG
Salvelinus fontinalis (brook trout) is the source of this 3733-nucleotide messenger RNA. Its product is annotated as B-cell receptor CD22-like. Lineage: Eukaryota; Metazoa; Chordata; Actinopteri; Salmoniformes; Salmonidae. The record is from RefSeq and is a predicted model, not a curated record. Bases 1 to 2304 code for a protein of 767 amino acids. The transcript is spliced from 13 exons.